AUGAAUAAAUUAUUUUAACUAAUUUUAUCAAUUUUGAUAAUUUUUAAUCGUACUAAAUGCUCAGAUUAUUUAAUUGCAAGAGAAUUAUAGGAUAAUAAUUUUGGUAAUGAUAAAAUUUAAAAUUGGGAUGUCCAUUUUGCUAAAGAUAAUUAAUUAAUUAGUUAAUGCGAAAAAUUAUCGGUUUUUGGAGGAUAUAAUGUGUUUGGAAAAGAUGUUAUUGCAUAAAAAUUAUUUUAUUCUGGGGUAGAUCAUUAUUAAUUAAAAAUUUCUUUUGAUUUAUAUCUCAUAGAUUCAUGGGACAAAGAAAUUUUUUAUAUGUUUCUUGAUGAUAUAUUAGCAUAUUAGAAAACUUCAAAUAUAGGAGAAUCAAAUGGAAAAAUAUAAAUAAAUUGUGGCAACUAAGGAAUAAAUUUCGAAGAUAGAUUAGUUUAAGUAAGUGUUACUAUUCCCCAUUAUAAAAAAUAAUUUAGAAUAAAGUUUGCAAGUAAUUUAGAUGAAAAAUCAAGUAAUAAAUCAUGGGGAAUUAGAAAUUUUGUAAUUAUAGCUUUAUAUUUAAAAGAAAACGAAAAGUAAUUAAUAGAUGAAGAAUUUAUUUCUAAUGGAUAAAAUGAUUAAUAAGAUUUAUUUUAAUAAGCAAGUUCUUGCUUAUGCGGCGUUUUUGAAUACAAUGAUAACGUCCAAUAAAUUAAUGCUUAUUGGGGAUUAAGAGAUUUAAUAAUAAGCUAUUCUUCUGAAUAUGAAAUGCCUUAAGCUUCACCAGCUUUUUCUCCUCUUUCAAAACCUUAUCCUACUGGAUCUUGCAUUUAAAUUUUUACAUAAUGUGGAUUUUAAGGAGAAAAACUUGAUAUUUGUGAAAAUAUUCCUAAUUUAAAAACAAUAGGAUGGCUAUAUCCUGUUAAAUCUGUUUAUAUUCCUAAAGAAAAGUAUUUAAAACUCUAUAAAUAAUCUAAUUAUGAAGGAGAUUUUAUAUAUUUGGAAUAUACUGAUUAAUGUUUGAAUGGAGAAACGUUUAUCCUUAUUAAUAAAGCAUUUCAUAUUGUAAACUAAUAAGAAAUUUAAGGAUAAUAAAAUACAUAUUUGAAAAGACAAAGACACUGA
Messenger RNA from Ichthyophthirius multifiliis, 1098 nucleotides. RefSeq names its product zinc finger lsd1 subclass family protein, putative. The record is from RefSeq and is a predicted model, not a curated record. The transcript is spliced from 6 exons. Lineage: Eukaryota; Ciliophora; Oligohymenophorea; Hymenostomatida.